AUGGACAUAGAGGACCUGGCUCACUCGUCGAGCUCUUACAAUGCAGCGUCGAGGCAAGACCCUCUGGCGACCCGAGCUGGCCCCCUGGUGGCAGAGGGGUUGGAGCAAAUGAGCGAGAGGAGAUACAACGAGAAGUGUGGAGUCUUUGGCGUCUUCAACGUUGAGAAGGCCUCUCACACGUGUUACUAUGGGCUGGUGGGGCUGCAGCAUCGUGGACAGGAAGGGUCCGGGAUGGUCACGGGAGAUAUCCUGCCUGAGUUGAAGAGUGGGAUGGGGAAGGAGUUUGACAUCCACAAGGGGAUGGGGCUCGUGACUGACACCUUCACCCCUGAGGUGCUCAACACUCUCAAGGGAAACUGUGCGGUGGGACACACGCGGUACUCGACGGCUGGGGGGAAGACACAGCUGGCCGGGUACCAGCCGUUUGCUGUUCGCUACGCUCUGGGGAAUCUGGCGCUGGCGCACAACGGAAACUUGUCGAACUUCAAUGAGCUGAGGACGUUCUUCGAGCAUCACGGGGUGCUGAUGCAGACCUCAGUGGACUCAGAGCUGUUCUUGCACCUCAUCUCGCACAGCAAGCGAAGGAGUCAGAUUGAUCAGAUCUUCGAUGCCAUGACGCAGGCAGAGGGGGCCUUCUCCUGUGUCGUCAUGACCGACGAGAGCAUGAUCUGCGUGCGAGACCCCAACGGUUUCCGUCCGCUCGUGCUUGGGAAGUUGCCCAAGAGAGGUGUAAAUGGAACAGACGGCUUCUGUGUGGCCUCAGAGACUUGCGCGCUGGAUCUCUGCAAAGCUGAAUAUGUCCGAGACGUGGAGCCAGGAGAAAUGAUCGUCAUCAACUUCAAGUCGGUCAAGUCGGGAACUUUUGCUUCCCUUCACCUCCCGAACAAGUUCGGUGUCUCCCAGUGCAUCUUUGAAUACGUCUACUUCGCUCGCCCGGACUCGAUGGUAUUCGGAGACUACGUCACCAAAGUUCGCCGUGCUCAUGGUAGGCAACUUGCGCGAGAACAUCCUGUCCCCGAGGUUGGCGAGGGAGAGCUUCCUCCUGUCGUCAUCCCAGUCCCUGACUCCGCCACUCACGCAACGAUCGGCUUCGUGGAGGAGUCGGUGAGGCUCGGCAGAGCUUGCAUUCAGGAUCUGGGAUUCUUCAGAAAUCCUUACGUGGGUAGAAGCUUCAUCGCUCCAUCCCAGGAGUACAGGGACCUCAAAGUUAGAUGCAAGUUCAAUCCGUUGACGCACGUCUGCAAGGACAGAGUCGUCGUGCUCCUGGACGACUCCAUUGUGAGAGGCACGACAGCUCGGCAGCUCAUCGGGCUCGUCCGUUCUGCGGGAGCGAAGGAAGUACACUUCCGAGUAGCAAGCCCUCCCGUCACAGACCCGUGCUUCUUCGGCAUGGACUUUCCUUCCAAGGGAGAGCUCUUGUUCAACCAGCACCAUGGUGACAUCCCGUCCAUGGCUGCCUGGCUGGGUGUGAAGACGAUGGGGUAUCUCAGUGCCAACGGACUUGUGGAGUCCACGAUAGAAGCUUCCGGGGCCCGCUAUGGCUUUUGCAGAGCUUGCUUCACCGGGGUGUAUCCCGUACCGGUGAACGCGGAGGAGCCAACACCGCUCGCUGCGAACGUUCCGGAGAACAUAUUCACGAAGCGAUAG
Molecule: messenger RNA, 1647 nt
Organism: Guillardia theta CCMP2712
Lineage: Eukaryota; Cryptophyceae; Pyrenomonadales; Geminigeraceae
Exons: 4
Coding region: 1-1647 (548 amino acids)
Biological process (GO): purine nucleobase biosynthetic process; purine nucleotide biosynthetic process
Molecular function (GO): amidophosphoribosyltransferase activity
Source: RefSeq, a predicted model, not a curated record